Messenger RNA from Vigna umbellata (rice bean), 652 nucleotides. Lineage: Eukaryota; Viridiplantae; Streptophyta; Magnoliopsida; Fabales; Fabaceae. The record is from RefSeq and is a predicted model, not a curated record.
UUUUUGUUGCAGGCUGGGAUAGUGGAGGAACCAGACAGAGAAGCUCUAACCCACGCAUGGAAGUCUUGGAUGGAAGAGUACAUAAAAGUCAGUGGAAAAGUUCCACCUGGCAAUGAAUCAGGAAAUGCCACUUGGGUCAGGCAGCCACCUAAAAGGAAGCCUGAUCUUCGAUUAACACCUGGUCGCCACAUGCAAUUAACUGUCCCUCUUGAGAACCUUAUUGACACCUUGGUUAAAGAAAACAAGGUAGUUGCAUUCAUUAAGGGCCCUAGAAGUGCACCUUUAUGUGGAUUCUCACAGAGGGUGAUAGCCAUUCUCGAAAGUGAAGCAGUAGAUUAUGAGAGUGUAAAUGUGCUGGAUGAAGAGUAUAACUACGGAUUGAGGGAAACACUUAAAAAGUAUAGCAACUGGCCCACAUUCCCUCAGAUUUUUGUAGAUGGUGAACUUGUUGGGGGUUGUGAUAUAUUGACCUCCAUGUAUGAGAAAGGAGAACUGGCUAGCUUGUUCAAAAAGUAAUUGCAAGUUACCUGCAUUUGGGCAUUCUUUUUGAACUGGGAGGAUAGGAGUGGGGAGUGAGAGAGUAUGGGAAGGGUUUGCGCAGGUCAUUUCAUGCUUUGUUGUAUUAAUUAAUAUUUUAUAUACAUUGAGAGGA